Messenger RNA from Staurois parvus, 467 nucleotides. The record is from the annotation of a GenBank genome assembly. Lineage: Eukaryota; Metazoa; Chordata; Amphibia; Anura; Ranidae.
AUGGGCCCCUGUACCGCCUCCUCAUGCUGCUGCCAGGCCCGUAAUCUGUCAUGGGCCCCUGUACCGCCUCCUCAUGCUGCUGCCAGGUCCAGAGUGUGUCAUGGGUCCCUGUACGGCCUCCCAUUGCUGCUGUCUCCAUCGCCACACUCUGCCAUGUGCCACUUUCAGGUCUCCUCACACUGCUGGGUGGGUUCCAUUUUGUCAUAGGGUGCUGUAUGGCCUCCCAUUGCUGCUGCCAGGCCCCUAAUCUGCCAUGGGCCCCUGUACCGCCUCCUCAUGCUGCUGCCAGGCCCGUAAUCUGUCAUGGGCCCCUGUACCACCUCCUCAUGCUGCUGCCAGGUCCAGAGUGUGUCAUGGGUCCCUGUACGGCCUCCCAUUGCAGCUGUCUCCAUCGCCACACUCUGCCAUGUGCCACUUUCAGGUCUCCUCACACUGCUGGUGGGUUCCAUUUUGUCAUAGGGUGCUGU